This is a messenger RNA of Solanum stenotomum, 575 nucleotides long. Its product is annotated as apyrase-like. The record is from RefSeq and is a predicted model, not a curated record. NCBI's taxonomy places the organism in Eukaryota, Viridiplantae, Streptophyta, Magnoliopsida, Solanales, Solanaceae. Gene Ontology annotation, cellular component: membrane. Gene Ontology annotation, molecular function: nucleoside diphosphate phosphatase activity. The transcript has 3 exons. The annotation marks the transcript as partial. Gene Ontology annotation, biological process: nucleoside diphosphate catabolic process.
GUUACUACACAUAUGGGGGAGUAGCAUAUAAAGCUUCACCUUUACCAAAUGGUUCAAGUUUAAGAAAAUGCAAGGCAAUUGUGUGGAAGACACUUAAGUUAAAUGCACCAUGUAAAUAUUAUACUUGUACUUUUAAUGGUGUAUGGAAUGGUGGAGGUCUUGAUGCUAUCAAGAAUAUAUAUAUUUCAUCAUUUUUCUUUGAUAUGGCUUCUGAGGUUAAUAUUGUUGAUCCAAAAGCAUCAUCAGGCAAAGCUAAACCAAUACAAUACCUAAAUGCAGCCAAGAUUGCUUGCAAGCUAAAAGCUGAAGAAGUAAAAUAUGUGUUUCCUAAUGUGGAUAGUAAAGAUCUCCCAUAUCUUUGCAUGGAUAUGAUAUACCAAUUCUCUUUACUUGUGGAUGGAUUUGGUUUGAAUCCUCAUAGAGAGAUUACAUUGGUGCAUGAUAUUAAUUACAAAAAUAAUCGUGUGGAAGCAGCAUGGCCAUUGGGUUGUGCAAUUGACGUAGUCUCAUCAUCAUCUUCAAGGACUCACAUUUCAUCUUCUUAAUUAAAUAUUAUUUCUAAUCUAAUUAAUUAA